AUGAAAUGGAAAACACUGACAAUACUAACGGCGUUAUGUGUCGUCACCCACUACGGUCCCGCGCCUUUCCUCUAUGUCGCUGUUGCAUGCAUUUUUUUCUUACUGGGCUUGGUGUUUUCAAUGGGCACACCGAUGCCUCCCAUAAAAUAUUUAAAGCGUAAAUGCGAGAUAAGCAAAGGACUGCCUGCAGUCACUGCUUCCAUGGACUACACUGGUGUGUACAGGCCGAAAAUUAAGUUGUCAUCCUCACCAGCUUUGGAUGUCGUGCUAAAUCAGAUUAUUUCCUACAUUCUUCGAGACUACAUUUAUUCCUGGUACUCAACUCUUACUUCAGAUGUGAUCUUCCCAAACGAAUUACAUAGACUUUUGCAGCAGAUUGUCACAAAUUUACUUGGAAGCAUUUCGCAAAAUAACUGGACACCUUUCUUGACAGAAUCGCUUCCUGUUUAUAUGGCUUCCCACAUCAGGCUCUAUCGCCUCAUGCUAGGACGGCUUGAUGAUAGCCCUAAUAAAGACCCAAUAAAACUAUUUUUCGACUGUGAAUGGGAAUCUGAGAAGACUACUUGUCGGGAACAAAUUUGUAUUUCCAAAGACGAGGAAGAGAAAUACCUCCGUAGCCUCUCUGAGAUGUUUUUGUUUUUUAUUUUACCCUCGGAGGAGUAUCGUGUCCCUGCCAUCCGCUACAUCGCAAGAGAGCUUCUAGUUCGUACGGUUCUGUUACCUACAGUCGACUUGCUCGCUGAUCCCGAUUUCGUCAACCGUUCAGUUUCCUGGCUUGCCAAAGAUAGUGCAUUCACUAGUGAGUACUUUGUUCAAUCCCUGCGAAUGUCAGACAGCACGGAAGAGCUGAUGAACGUAGUGGAACAAGCCAGCAGCUUCAUGGACAAGCUUCGAGGAUUUGAUUCAGGCGGUUUAGAUGAUGCGUCAAUCAAGGCUCAGUUGGGCAGCUUGGAUUACGUACGAAAAGUCUGUGAUAGAAGGCUUCAGCAGAUUAAGGAGGGUGUCAUCGAAAGGCCCGAAAACUAUCUUGCCUAUCGAUUACAACCAGGAACGCAACUCUAUGACAUGUCAUUCGAUGAAGUCAUGUCUAAAAGUGUCGCUCUGGUCAGCUUCCUAGAUUUCCUCAGUUCCAUCGACAAGGACUCGUUACUGCGUCUCUACCUCAACUGCGUCAGUUAUAGAGAAAAUGCUGAAAGCUUACUGCUCGAUCACGACAGCUUUGCCCGAUCAGAUUGUUUCUCUUCCUCGGCUGACGCUAUCGAACAUCCUAACUAUCAGGGGCUAAGUUCGAAACCUGUUGACUGUCAGAACGGGACCGACACCGUGGCAGACACUAACGACCUCGCUGCAUCCACCGAGGAGUCUACGGGAUUGGACGGCGCUGUGAGUACGCGGAACGAUGUCUCUGUUUCCAACCCUACUGUGGAUUUGUCAGAGCCAGCGACUGCUCUAGAUGAUCUCAAAGCUUUUGGCGUACUGUUGUGCAGCAACCUUUUAAAACAACUUCCUCCAUCCGCGGAACCUUUAGUUCAUCAGGUUUUACGUAAUCUCACCACAAAUCUUGGUGUUUGUGAUCCCAAGGCGUUCAUUGCCAUCGAGUCUAAGCUCUUGGAACUUUUAUCUGAUUCCCAAUGCUUCGGCGCCUUCAAACGGAGUCCGCAAUACAUUCAGUUGUUAGCUGAGCUAGACUUUUUGAAGGAAUCCACUGAUCAGAACUCUUCGUCAAAUUCGGCACCAAACGAUGCCAUAUCAAGCGGUAUAUUCCUGCUUUCCAAUGAUGUCACUGGGAGCGCGAUUUCAAAGCAAACAUCCGCAAACACAUCCAUUAAUCUGUCUCCCAGAACGUUCGAAUUUGGAUCUCCAGAGGAAUACACGCCCAUAUCAGAAUCGAAGAUAUAUCCGGAGUCCUCCACGCAUUCGAUCACUUCGGCAUCCACCUGCGUCGAGCCUCAUACCAUGACUUACUGCGCUCAGAUCAUCCGUACAGAAAUUAUGCAUGAUUCCUACGUUCUCUACACAUUGAAAGUCACUUGUACUUCUGUGGACUCUGGUCACGCCGACUUCUGGCAAACGUUGCGCCGGUACAGUCACUUUGCCGAACUGCACUCCCUGAUUACGGAACAAUGCAACAAUUUUGUUGGGCUAAAACUGCCUCCAAAGCGGCCUUUCAGUAAUCUGAGCGAACAGUUUUUGAGUCGGCGUCGUCGUGAGUUGAACGAAUAUCUUUCGGCCUCCGGUUUCAAUCCAUUUCGAUCAGUCAGUAAUGCCAUGAAGGCGGUACCCGAGACAUUGGCAGACGGUUUCUCCCGUGUAUUUAGUGCAAUGCAGCCAAACACACAUGGUAGUCAUUUGUCGGCGCAAUUCAGCCACGGACGAUCAGCUAGCCUCACCUGCGGACCAAGCCGCUUGCCGGAUUUUAUUUCUAGCAAAAGCGGAGAAUCUGCUGAUCAAAUUGAUGACGGGCCGAUUGGCGCCCUUUUUCUCCUGGUAGACGAAAUGUUCGGCCUACGACAGAAAAGUCAUCUUUCUCGCGAUACCAACUUCAUGAUCUUGCGUAAAAUAUUUCAGGCUUUCUUCGGUCUACGUGUAAACAAAAUGAUAAUUGCCAAGGCGAACGAAUUAACUAGUCCACACCGCCUUGCCGAAUUUUUGGCAUACUUGCGCGAUUUCAUUUGGCCACCAGCUGAUACUGCUGAACGAACUCGCCAGCUCCCUGAAAGAGACAAUGAAAUGAAGCUUCGCACACGUGUUCUUUGUCGAACCAUGCUGUUGGGUUCUGUCUCCGAGGACCUAGCGCAAUUUCUUGGCAAUGAGACCACUAGAAGAGGGGUUUCUCGCGUUUUUCGGUUACUACAGUACGAGCCUCUCAAUCGCCGAUUGGUGUAUUGCGUUCUGGAGGCAGUUUUAUGUCAAAUAUUCCACACUCACCAAGGUCCAUGGGAGAAUCUCAUUGAGGAACAAUUGUGCCCAUCAAAAUCCGGUCGACCUUGUCAAGCUCACCCGGCUUCUUCCUAAAACAGCUGUGUUUUGAUUUUUAACCGACAUUAACCUAUUUCUCAUUAGACUUUUUCACCACCAUUCUCUUGUUCUCG
Molecule: messenger RNA, 3092 nt
Organism: Dicrocoelium dendriticum
Lineage: Eukaryota; Metazoa; Platyhelminthes; Trematoda; Plagiorchiida; Dicrocoeliidae
Source: the annotation of a GenBank genome assembly